AUAAACAUUGCGACCUGACCCUCAGGGCUCUCAGUGAGCCAAGGAACGUCAACGUGAGUCAGGCCGAGUAGUGUCAGCGUUUGCUGUUACAACUGUAAAAUACGUAUUAUUUACCAGCAUUAAAAGAUGCGCACACUAUGGUGAAGCAUUAUCUUGUUUCACAAGGAGGAGACGCUAAUCUGUCGCUCUGACAUCGACCUUUACCACCGGAAACCCGUUGGCUCUGGCAGCUAACGCAAGCUAGCUAAGUUAGCUGUUACAUAUCGGUUUUUUCCAUGCAGCUGACCUCCACCACAACACAGACGCACUGAGUAUCGUUUGCUUGCUAGGUUGGGGUCAGUAUUCCCCUUUUUCUUCACGUCCGCUCCCGUUGUCCCCGUGUGGUGUCCCGUGGACGGUUCCCGAAUAUGAUACAUAAUGAGUCAAAGAGAUACCUUAGUUCAUCUGUUUGCUGGAGGAUGUGGGGGCACGGUAGGAGCCAUAUUGACUUGUCCACUGGAAGUAGUGAAGACCCGUCUGCAGUCAUCCUCCAUCACCCUCUAUGUGUCUGAGGUUCAGCUGAGCACCGUCAAUGGGGCCAGUGUGGCCCGCAUGUCCCCGCCAGGCCCCCUGCACUGUCUCAAGUUGAUAUUGGAGAAAGAAGGACCUCGCUCACUCUUCAGAGGCUUGGGGCCAAACUUGGUGGGUGUGGCACCUUCCAGAGCAAUCUACUUUGCUGCUUAUUCUACUGCCAAAGAGAAACUGAACGGUGUGUUGGAACCUGACUCCACACAGGUACACAUGGUGUCGGCUGGAAUGGCAGGUUUCACAGCCAUCACAGCAACCAAUCCAAUAUGGCUCAUAAAGACCCGUCUACAGCUGGAUGCUAGGAAUCGAGGUGAGCGCAAGAUGAGUGCGUUUGAGUGUGUGCGGCGGGUGUAUCAGACAGACGGCCUGCGAGGCUUCUACAGGGGAAUGUCGGCGUCCUACGCCGGCAUCUCAGAGACUGUGAUCCACUUUGUGAUCUAUGAAAAUAUCAAACGCCGCCUCCUGGAGGCCAAGGCGCCACAGAACAUGGAUGAGGAAGAGGAGGCGUCCAAAGAUGCUUCUGACUUUGUUGGGAUGAUGCUUGCUGCUGCCACUUCCAAGACCUGUGCCACAACUAUCGCUUAUCCUCAUGAAGUGAUCCGCACCAGGCUACGCGAGGAAGGCACCAAGUAUCGCUCAUUCUUCCAGACUCUAAUGACAGUGCCCAAAGAGGAGGGCUACCGCGCCCUGUACCGCGGCCUCACCACCCACCUGGUACGACAGAUCCCCAACACCGCCAUCAUGAUGUGCACCUACGAGUUGGUGGUCUACCUCCUGAACGGUUAAAGUCUUCCCCCACCGUUUAGACUGUAUAUGUAACCCUGCCCCCGUUCGGAUAAUGGAGAAAAAAGAACGAGAGCAACUGCACACCAGUUAGCACAGCAACCUGCUCGCCACAAGAGGACAGAGACGGCACGAUGACCUUUGUCUUAGUGAUGCAAGCGGUCUUUAAAUAAGUUGGGAGUUUUGUUUUACAACCAAAGGGUCUGGCACAAGACGGAGGUUUGAAAUGAUCCUUCCAUUGGUCUGGGGAUGUGGGUUUAGCUGCGGCAAAGAAACAGUUUCCCUGUUUUUAUUUUCAUUCCAUCCUUUUCUCCCUUCGGUUAUGUAUGUUGCUCGUGCAAGCUCAGUCUCACAGUGCUGACGAAAGAAACAGAGUUACAGUAUAUUCUGCCUCUAACAAUACUAAUAAUGAAAGAGAAAUACAGUAAUUCCAGUCCUUACUACAUAGUGGGUAUAAGACCCAUUCCAGCUGUAGUCUUUUUUUCCCAUGCUGAUGAUCUUUUUUUAAAACAUUUUUGUUGUCAUGCAGUGUUCCCUGCAUUCCCCAGAGGCCCAGAAUACAACGUUGCCCAGACUCAGUAGUGAGCUGAAGUCUCUGCAGAGCGUUCAGAAGUUAGUAUGAACAAGGAGAAAUCAGUGCUUUGGCUUGUUGAAGAAGGAUGAACAGAAGAAAAUGGGUGGAGGAGAGGAAGGAGGAGAAGGGGUGACGUGCCUUGCGUGGAGACAUGAUGUAGACUUAAGGUGCACAGUGGCUGUAGGAGGAGGUGGAGCUCUGGUUGACCUGUUACAACAAAGGAUGUAGAAAUGUAGUUGUACACUGGUAUUGUGUGAUUUCAGGUGCCCUUAGUGAACCUUUUACAUAUCGUGAGCAUAGACACGCUCACCUAAGGGUUUUUACUGGCCUAAUGCUGGUCACGAUAUCCUCAUAAUGCAGGAAUCUACAUGCAUUUACUGCUCUUUACACUACAUACUGAACAUGACGGAUAUCUGCUCGCCUAUUACAAGUGAUGCAUAGUCUGCAUAGUGACAUCGACCUACGUACAUGUUUGUGUGGAAGAUAAGUGAUCAGUAUGGUUAGAUAGAGGGUAAAAAAAUCACCAAACUAAACCAGAAUAUAAUCCACUAUUCUAACUACUGGAAUGUACAUAACAGGAAGGAAUAACUUUACUAAAAGCAAGGAAGUUAAACACUGACCCAUAUUGUGAAUUUAAAAAUAUAUAUAAUUAACUAAUUUUAACAAAUUGUAAUAUUGAUAGAUAUAUAAAAUACCUAGGUAGGUGAUUGUGUUGCAUUUGUUUGCCUGGUUAUGGCAAAAUGCAAAAACAUUUAGUGCGUUUCCUUUAGAGGAGAUGGGAUUUUGCCAUUUGUUGUCACCUUCUUCUCAAACAAUGAUGUUGUUCUUGUUGCACUUUUCACUGUUUUUUGCUAGAAUCCUCAUCUCAUCUCUGUUUUUGUUUGUUUUUGUUUUUUUUUUUUGUUGGUUGUUUUGUUUUUUGAGAAUCCAGGCAAGUUUUACAGGCGAGGACAAUCCUCUUGAGUUUACUCUGGAAAACUUGUUUCAGUUUAAACCAGUGUGUGGAGGAAGUGGUCAGCAGUAUGCUCCUCUUAAGCGCACAUUAAUUAAAUGCAGACCAGUAUAAAAAGAAAAGUAAAAAAAAAAACAACCUGUAACUGUUUUAUUGAUUUCUGUCCAUCGGUUAGUUGAGAUUUUAGAAAACACAAUCACUGCAUUUCAACCGUUUUUUUUUUGUCAGUGGUUUAUGUAAUUAUGAACGUCCCUCUCAUGGAAUGGAAGGUGCUUGAUCUCUGCUUUGGACUUUUUUUUUUUUUUUUGGCAUUUUCAUGUCGUGUUUCAAACUGUACAAGUGACAGAAACUGUGUUUUGCUGUGACCUCAUUUAUCCUAGCAACCACAGAAGUAACUUUCCCUCAGUAGUCACAUGACCCAAAAACCCAGCCUGUUGAUAACUGUGUGCAUUUUCACCACUAACUGCAAACUUAAAAGGGCCUGGCUUCGCCCGCAGUGAUAACGUAUCCAAACAGUUGACUGCUUCAUAGGUCAAAGUGCUGGUGUGCAGCAGUAAGCAGUGAGGGCAUUUUUGGCAUAAUAUGCAGCUCAACUACACUCACUCUCUUAGUGCCAUUGUACUUUAGAUUGCAUUGCAUUCCCCAGAUGCUUUUCUCUACUGAAAUAACUGACGUGAUCCUCAAUGUGAACAGUGAACAGUUUUACAGCACACAUGAAGGAUGCAUUAGAUUAGCCUCAUUGUACAGAUCUUAUUAGAGAUGUGUUCAUGCUUGCAGACAGUGCCAUCAACGCACACUAUUCAUGUAGUGAGAGUCCAUGGGUGACUCUGUUGCUGCUAGUAGUGAUUGGUUUGUGUAUCAUGGUGCUGGCUACACUCCUAUGGGUUUAAAACGGAAUGAAUAGUGUGAGUUGGUUGUACGUAAUGUGAUUAAAGGGUCAGUCUACCCAAAUAAUAAAGCAGUUUCUCUCUUACCUUUAGUGGCAUUUAGCCAUGCGGAUAGUUUUUCCAGGUCAUGAGAUAUCUGUGCAUCAUCUCAGCAUAAAGUUAAUGGAAUUUUGAUUCUGUUUAGUUUUUCAAUGCUGUGAGAACCACAAACAGAAUUCCUUCCAACUCUGUUGCAAUGAGAUGGCGGUUGAUAUUUCAAAACCCAGAGUAAAAAAAAUGCCAGAGGUGAGUCUGAAAAUCUGAUUUUUUUAAAUUAAUUUUUUUCUUAUUUGAGUGAACUGACCCUUUUGACUGUAAAUUUCUAUGCAUCUCUUUCACUUGUAUCAGUGUCUGUUAUUUGUCAAAUGAUGCAUUCUUCCCUGUGCGUUCUAUGGUUAUUGUUUUGCACCCACAUGUUUGCAUUGUGUGCCUGUGUGUGUGCGUGUAUGUGCGUGUGUUUUGUGUGUGCUUGCUUAAAUGACAGUCGUAUGCCAUUGAGUCGUGUUUUGCGUGCAAGAGACCAUAGGAGUAUGUAUGCACUCAGAAGAAUAGCUGCAAACAGUGUUGUUUUUAUCUCUUAAAUAAAUUGUUGCCUUUUCCUGACACCCUUUGUUUUUUUGUUUCGUUUUUUUUCCAUGUUGUCAUUGAUGAGCCAAGUGUGAGUUUGGCUUAGUCUAUGCAUUCUCUCAUACCUGUUUUUGUAAAACAAAAAGUCAAUAAAAUGGAAAGAGUGCAAGUAUA
This is a messenger RNA of Lates calcarifer (barramundi perch), 4543 nucleotides long. Its product is annotated as solute carrier family 25 member 36-A. Gene Ontology annotation, biological process: pyrimidine nucleotide import into mitochondrion. Gene Ontology annotation, cellular component: mitochondrion. Bases 418 to 1353 code for a protein of 311 amino acids. The transcript has 7 exons. Gene Ontology annotation, molecular function: pyrimidine nucleotide transmembrane transporter activity. The record is from RefSeq and is a predicted model, not a curated record. Lineage: Eukaryota; Metazoa; Chordata; Actinopteri; Centropomidae.